Messenger RNA from Benincasa hispida (wax gourd), 1566 nucleotides. Its product is annotated as GDSL lipase-like. NCBI's taxonomy places the organism in Eukaryota, Viridiplantae, Streptophyta, Magnoliopsida, Cucurbitales, Cucurbitaceae. The record is from RefSeq and is a predicted model, not a curated record. Gene Ontology annotation, molecular function: lipase activity.
UUGUACACAACUUCAACUAAUUGUUGUUUUAUAAGAACAUAACAAGAAUAGUGCUAAGCAUGCCUACACGGACAGGAAGAGAUGAAGAUUUCAAAUUUGGGAAUCUGCGUCUUCUUCUUCUACAUCUUCAUCUUGUUUGGAAUUGCAGCACCCCAAAGCGCUUUUCUGAAAAUCCAAUUGCCCCACGUUCAGUCAUGGGGAAAGCGCUUCGGGUUUUUCAUAUUCGGAGAUUCUUAUGUGGAUGCUGGAAACAACAACUACAUCAACCUCACAAGUGACUGUCGGGCCAAUUUCCCUCCUUAUGGCGAAACCUUCUUCCCCAUCCCAACCGGCCGUUUUUCUGAUGGUCGUAUUAUACCUGAUUUCUUAGCGGAGUAUGCACAAAUGCCUUUCAUUCAAGCAUACUUAGACCCUAACAAUAAUAACUAUACGAAUGGUGUGAAUUUUGCAUCUGGUGGAGCUGGAGCCUUAGUCGAGACAAAUCAAAAAAAGGCUAUAGGGCUUCAAACUCAAAUGAUGUUCUUCAAAAGAGUGAAGAAAUCACUAAGAAAGAAGCUAGGGAACGAAAGAUCUCAGAGCUUCCUCUCUAACUCUGUUUUUCUCUUCCAUUUUGGAGGAAACGAUUACCUAAAUCCUUUAGACAUUAACUAUGACAUCUUCAAAACCAUUGAAGCUCAAGAACAGUUUGUCAACAUGGUGAUCGGAAACAUAACGAUAGCUCUUAAGGAAGUAUACAAUUAUGGCGGAAGGAAAUUUGGGAUCAUGGCAUUGCCUCCAACGGGUUAUCUGCCAAAUUCAAGAUGGAAAAGAAGUGAGCAAUAUUUCCAAGAGAGUUCUUCAAUAACAAGGAUUCACAACAACCUGCUUUUCAUUGCCCUUCAAAAACUUGCCACACAACUCAAUGGAUUCAAAUACGCUUUCGCCGAUACUCACACUUUCCUCCUCCAAACAAUACUAAACCCUACCAAAUUCGGGGAAAGCACCACCAGGCUUGUAGGUGUUGUAUGCGGCAGACCACUUACCAAACCGUUUGAGAACACAGUUAAACUGUUUUGUUUCAAGGUAGUGGACACUGCAUGCUGCGGGAGUGGUGAGUUUAGAGGAAUCUAUAGUUGUGGAAGAAAGGAAGAGCCUUUGCCAUUUACUCACUGCACAAAUCUCCAAGACUAUUUGUUUUAUGAUUCUUAUCAUCCCACUGAGAAGGCAUCCGAGCAACUUGCAAAAUUGAUAUGGAAUGGAGAUGAUGAAAUUGUUAAGCCUUAUAACUUCAAACAACUCUUUCAAUAUGACUCAAACAUGACUUUUGAUUGAGAAAGAUGUAACAAAGAUGUUUUAUUUCUCCUCUCUCUUUCUUGAACCACCUAGAGGAGUUUUAUGAACUCUAUGGUAUUAGAUUUGUCACUUGUGGAUAUUGAAAUUAAAAAAUCUAGUAAGUGAGUGCCAAUAAUAUAUCCAAUAAGUGGUACCUUAUUAUAAUAAAGUACACGAAAUAGGAUAUAUCAAUAAUAUAGAUAGACCAUGUAAUUUAAUAAUGAUAGAUUUUAUAUAGUGAGACAAUGUGAUAUA